Messenger RNA from Cynocephalus volans (Philippine flying lemur), 4925 nucleotides. RefSeq names its product zinc finger protein 34 (gene ZNF34). The transcript has 5 exons. The record is from RefSeq and is a predicted model, not a curated record. NCBI's taxonomy places the organism in Eukaryota, Metazoa, Chordata, Mammalia, Dermoptera, Cynocephalidae. Gene Ontology annotation, biological process: negative regulation of transcription by RNA polymerase II. The coding region runs from base 503 to 2224 and encodes 573 amino acids. Gene Ontology annotation, molecular function: DNA-binding transcription repressor activity, RNA polymerase II-specific.
CGCAGUGAGUGCGGGCGCGGCCCCGGCGACCCCCGCCCGGCCUCUCCUGCCCCGCGGCCGGUCUCGCCGCCGGCGCCCCGAUUUCCGAGGUCCGAGGGCUCUGUUAGUGCCGCCGUCUCGCGCUCCUCAGAGUCGUUCCGGAGGAUUCUGAAGUGAGGGGUGCGGAGAGCGGCCGGCGGGCGGGGCUGUCGCCUCAGGGCCGCUACGUGCCCUGCCCCGCUCUGUGUCCGGCUCCGGCGCGGGGCUGUCGCCUCAGGGCCGCUACGUGCCCUGCCCCGCUCUGUGUUCGGCUCCGGCGCGCUGGCGUCGGUGACACCCGGAGCCGGGUCCAGGUCCCUGCCGGCCCGCCGCCCCUCCCACCCCCGAAAUAGAGAAGUGAAGUGGACGCGUCGCACUGGAUGUUCGUACCUGACGGUUCUGCUCGACCUCCCAGCGUCGCGCUGUCUCCUCAACGUCGCGCGGUUCACUCCUCUCGGCCACCGUGACCUUGCCCGUUCCCCCGAUGGACGUUCAGGUUUCUUCUUGUACACAGCACCCGAGUGACAGGCUUCUGCUCACUGCCCCCAGGAAUCCCAGGGCACAGGCAAUGGCGGCCUCGUUCCCGUCUGCCCUGCCCCAGGCCGAGGUGACCUUUGAUGAUGUUGCCGUGCUCCUCUCUCGGGAGGAGUGGGGCCGUCUGGGCCCUGCUCAGAGGGGCCUCUACAGAGACGUGAUGCUGGAGACCUAUGGGAACCUGGUCUCACUGGGAGCAGGACUUGCGGGUCCCAAGCCUGGGGUGAUCUCGCAGCUGGAGCGAGGGGAUGAGCCAUGGGUCCUGGAUGUGCAGGGCGCCAAAGGGAGAGAGCGUCUGAGAGUCAACGGCUCAGCUCAUGGAACCAGGACUGAGUACAAGGAGUUGACCUCAGCGGAAACAUUUGAUGGGGAAGAACUGGACCAACUCAGGGGGACUUUUCCCCAGGCACCUGAGCCAGGAGGAGCACAUGUCAGGGAGCCAGAGGGGAGCCUGGACAAGCCAGUGGGACAGACAGGCCCCAGGCCAGACACACGGAGCAACAAGGAGAGUGGCUGGGAGCCUGGCGAGAGCCUCAGCUUGGGGUCAAGCCCUGUCCCCGAUCAGAGACCUCACAAAUGCGAUGUAUGUGAGCAAAGUUUUGAACAGAGAUCAUACCUCAACAACCACAAGCGUGUGCACAGGUCCCGGAAAACAAGUGUAGUGCGUGAUUCUGGGGAAGUCUUCAAUGUAAACAUAGAUGUUAACGAAGAUCAAAAAAUUCCUACUGGGAAAAAGUUGCAUUGCUGUGCUCACUGUGGGAAAACGUUCAGGUACAGUGCUAACCUUGUCAAGCACCAGCGGCUUCACAGUGAAGAGAAGCCCUACAAGUGUGCUGAGUGUGGGAAAGCCUUCAGUCAGAGCUGCGAGUUCAUCAAUCACCGAAGGAUGCACUCGGGGGAGAUCCCCUACCGGUGUGAUGAGUGUGGGAAGACGUUCAAUCGGAGGCCCAAUCUCAUGAAGCACCAAAGGAUUCACACCGGGGAGAAGCCCUACAAGUGUGGCGAGUGCGGGAAACACUUUAGUGCCUACUCUUCCCUUAUUUAUCACCAGAGAAUCCACACUGGAGAGAAACCCUAUAAAUGCAACCACUGUGGGAAGGCAUUCAGUGAUGGCUCAAUCCUCAUCCGACACCGUCGGACUCACACUGGAGAGAAGCCAUUUGUGUGUAAAGAAUGUGGCAAAGGCUUUACCCAAAGUUCUAACCUUAUCCAGCAUCAGAGAAUUCACACUGGAGAGAAACCCUAUAAAUGUAAUGAAUGUGAGAAAGCCUUCAUCCAAAAAACCAAACUUGUUGAGCAUCAGAGAAGCCACACUGGAGAGAAGCCCUAUGAGUGUAAUGACUGUGGCAAAGUUUUCAGCCAGAGCACACACCUUAUCCAACAUCAGAGGAUCCACACAGGAGAGAAGCCCUACAAGUGCAGUGAGUGUGGGAAGGCCUUCCACAACAGUUCCAGGCUCAUUCACCACCAAAGAUCGCACCACGGGGAAAAGCCGUACAAAUGCAGUCAUUGCAAGAAAGCGUUCAGCCAGAGCACUUACCUGGUUCAGCACCAGAGGAUCCACACCGGAGAGAAGCCCUACAAGUGCAGUGAGUGCGGGAAGGCCUUCCGGCACAGCUCCAACAUGUCUCAGCAUCAGAGGAUUCACCUCCGGGAAGACUUCUCCGUGUGACUGCAGAGGAGGGUCCACGAGUGCUGAGUCCUGUUGUCCACUUCCACCACGUGCCCCAACCCUGCCCUGCCCUUAUUUAUUGUCCACACUGUUUUCACAGGGUGAAAGGGUAUUUCUGUCUAAUUAAAAUCUUAAAUUAAAAGCAGUGCAUGUUCAUUUUAGAGAAAUUGAGAGAAAAGAGCAAAAAAGAAACUCCUAUAAUCUCCCCACUUAGAAAGAAAGAAUUCAUUGCUGCUGAUUUAGUGUUUCCCUUCAGACACACUGGAGAGCAUUUAAAAAGGAAGAUACUGUUACGCUUGUCUUUGCAGCACUUACGAUCGUCACCUUUGCUAUUUUCUCAGUAUGAGAAAAUUCAUGCUGGAGAGAACUCCACUUAUUGUUAUAUUUUUACAUAUUGUACAUAAAAAAUUAACAUAUCAUUCAUACUUUUCUACAUCACUUAAUAGAGUUGAAAUUGCCUUUUUAUUGUGAUAAAAUAUACAUAAUGUAAAAUUUAAAAUUUUAACUGUUUUUAAGUGUACAACUCAGUGGCAUUAAGUACGUUUAUAGUGUUGUGUAGCCAUCACCACUAUGUCCAGAACUGUUUUAUUAUCUCAGACAGAAACUCUGUACCUGUUAAACAAUGACUCCCCAUUUUCCCCUUCUCCCUGUUGCUGGUAACCUCAAUACUGUUGUCUGUCUCUAUGCAUUUGCCUAUUUUAGGCAACUCAUGAGUGGAAUCAAAAUAUGUGUCCUUUUGUGUCUGGCUUAGUUCAUGUAGCAUAAUGUUUUUAAGUUUUGUCCAGGUUAUGGCCUGUAUCAGAACUCCAUUUCUUUUUAUGGUUGAAUAAUAUUCCAUUGUAUGGAUAUAUUACGUUUUGUUUAUCUGUUCAUCUGUUGAACACUUGGGGUUUCCACCUUUUGAUUAUUACAGGUAAUGCAGGUAUGAACAUUGGCAUACAAGUAUGUGUUUGAGUCCCUACUUUAAGUACUUCUAGGUAUGUACCUAGGAGUGAAAUUGCUGGGUCAUACGGUAAUUAUUUGCUUAACCUUUUGAGAAAUGGCCAAACUGUUUUCUAUAGCAGCUCCACUAUUUUAAAUCUCCACCAACAGUACACAAGGGUUCCAGUAUUUCUACAUCCUCACCCAUGUUUGUUAUUUUUUGCUUCUUUGAUAAUAGCCAUCCAAAUGGAUGUGAAGUGGCGUCUCAUUGUGGUUUUGAUUUGCAUUUCCCUGAUGACUAAUGAUGUUGAGCACCUUUUCAAGUGCUUAUUGACCAUUUGUAUAUUUUCUUUGGAGAAAUGUUUGUUCAAGUCCUUUCUCAUUUUUGAAUUUGGGUUCUUUGUUUUAUGUUGUUGAGUUAUAGGAGUUCUCUAUAUACAAGACGUCUUUAAAAAGUUCAUGGAAGGAUUCAUAUUAAUUCUAUUUUUCCAUAAACUUUCAUAGGUACUUCAAAAAAUUCAUGGAAUUAAAAGAUAAUAUACACCCUUCCAUGAACUUUUUGAAGACCUCUCGUGGUUUGGAUAUUAAUCCCUUAUCAGAUAAUAUGAUUUGCAAAUAUUUUCUUCCAUUCUGUGGGUUCUUUUCACUCUCAUGACAGUGUCCUGUAAUGCACAAGAGUCGCCUUUGAUAAAGUUCAGUCUGUCUAUUUUUCCUUUGUUGCCUGUGCUUUGGGUGUCAUGUGCAAGAAAUCAUUGCUAAGUCCAAGGCCAUGAAGCUUUUCCGCUAUGUCUUCUUCUAAGAGUUUUAUAGUUUUAGGUCUUAAAUUUUGGUGUUUGAUCUGAUGUUGAGCUAAUUUUUGUAUGUGGUGUAAGGUGAGGGUCCAUCUUCAUUCUUUUGCUUGUGGAUAUCCAGUUUUCCCAGCAAUAUUUGUCUCCCUUCCCAACUGGAUGCAGUACUAUUCAGCUUGAACUGCCAAAACAAAACACCACGGACUGGGCAACUGAAGUGUGUUUCUCACAGCUCUGGAGGCUGGGACGUCCAAGACCAAGGUGCUGGCCUAUUUGGUUCAUGGCGAGGGUUCUCUUCUUGCCUUGCAGAUGGCCCCCUUCUCACUGUAUCUUCACAUAGAAGAGAGAGAUCUCUGGUGUCUCUGACUCUCAUAAAGGCACCAGCCCUAUUGGAUUAGGGACCCGCCCUUAUGACAUUUAACCUUUAUCACCUCCUCAUAGGCCCUGUCUCCAAAUACAGUCACAUUGGGUUUUAGGGCUUUAACAUGAAUUUUGGGGGAACAUAGUCCAUAACAAAUGGUCUUGGCAUCCUUUGUGGGAACCAAUUGAUCAUAUAUGUGAGGGUUUAUUUCUGGGCUCUCUAUUAUAUCCCAUUUUAUAUGUCUAUCCUUAAUGCCAGUACCACACAGUUUUGAUAGUGUGCAUUUGUAGUAAGUUUUGAAAUCAGGAAAUGUAAGUCUUCCAACUUUGUUCUUUUUGAAGAUUGUUUUGGCUGUUUGAAGUCAUCUUAGAUUCCAUAUGAAGUUCAGUUUCUUUAUCUGCAAAAAAUACCAUUGUGAUUUUGAUAGGUAAUACAUGGAAUCUGUAGCUCACUUUGGGUAGUAGUGUCACCUUAACAAUGUAAUAUUGUCUCCCACUCACUGAACGCAGGUGUAUUUCCACUUACUUAUGUCUUUAGCUUCUUUCAGUGAUCUUUUGUAGUUUUCAGUGUACAAGUCUUUUGCUUCUUGGUUAAAUUUAUUCCUAAAUAUUUUAUUCAUUUUAAUGCUUUU